Molecule: messenger RNA, 477 nt
Organism: Porites lobata
Lineage: Eukaryota; Metazoa; Cnidaria; Anthozoa; Scleractinia; Poritidae
Source: the annotation of a GenBank genome assembly
AUGGCGGCAUAUUUUCGAAAUGAUGGUUGGAAAGAAGACAUCGUUCUCAAAGAAGAAACGGCUAAAUAUGUAAAACAGGGUUUUCAACGGAGAGAAAUGUUAGAUUUUUUGAAAAGGGAUUUUGCCCAAUAUGCAUGGAGCCUUCGCACUGUCGACAGACGCCUUCGUCACUUUGAUAUACAGUACAAUGACAAAAAUGUGUCGGUGGAGGAAGUUAAAGAUGUUGUAAAAAAGGAGCUUGACGGACCAGGAAAACAGUUAGAAUACAGAGCAAUGCACCGAAAAGUUCGACAAGUUCAUGAUCUCAAUGUUCCACGAGAUUUAGUUCAUGCGGCAAUGUAUGACCUCGCCCCGAAGGGUCUGGAAGCCCGUGGACCAGUUAGCAAAAAGAAAACAAUCCCCAAGGGAAGUUUUACAACAAAAGGCCCUAACUGGGUCCAUUCUCUAGAUGGCCAUGAUAAACUAAUGGGCUACUAA